This is a messenger RNA of Carassius gibelio (silver crucian carp), 3783 nucleotides long. Its product is annotated as ATP-binding cassette sub-family D member 2. Gene Ontology annotation, cellular component: peroxisomal membrane. Gene Ontology annotation, biological process: fatty acid beta-oxidation; peroxisome organization; long-chain fatty acid import into peroxisome. Bases 167 to 2401 code for a protein of 744 amino acids. Gene Ontology annotation, molecular function: ATP hydrolysis activity; long-chain fatty acid transmembrane transporter activity; ATP binding. NCBI's taxonomy places the organism in Eukaryota, Metazoa, Chordata, Actinopteri, Cypriniformes, Cyprinidae. The transcript has 10 exons. The record is from RefSeq and is a predicted model, not a curated record.
AAACCCAAAUGACGGAAACGUCUUACCUAGCGGUGCAGAUUCAACCUUACGGUACCAUUAAUUUAAUGUUUAUAUUCUCUGUUUAGGGCAUUGAGUGACCCUAUGGAUGUGAUUUGGAACAAACUGAAGAUUGCAUACUACUUAUUUUUGUAAAAGCAGGAUAAAAAUGAGCAACAUCCUCCAUGCAGCAUCAAAAGUGAGGUGGAAUCAGAGCACUGCGGCGAAAAGAGCGGUGUUCCUGGCGGCCGCCGCAUACGGGGUGAAAACGCUUUACCCCAUCAUCUGCGAACAAAUAAAACAACGGAAACCACCGAAGAACAACACGUCUGAACCGGGACAUGAGAAUGGAUUGAUAUCUCCUCAUAAAGCUACACCAGAGACUGCCUCUAGCCUUAGUAAAUCACCCGGUAUCAAUGCGGAAUUCUUCAAGCAGAUUCUUGAUCUGGUUAAAAUCGUGUUCCCGAGGUUUGUAACCAAAGAACUGGGUUUACUAUGUUUACAUUCAAUAGCCCUAGUUUCACGGACGUUUCUGUCUAUUUAUGUGGCAGGUUUGGAUGGUAAGAUAGUGAAAACGAUCGUAGAGAAGCAGCCGCGGAGCUUCAUGAUCAAACUGAUGAAAUGGCUUUUGAUCGCCAUCCCGGCCACAUUCGUCAACAGCGCGAUCCGCUAUCUGGAGUGCAAGCUCGCGCUCGCGUUCCGCACGCGUUUGGUAGAUCAUGCAUAUAAAACCUAUUUCACCGAUCAGACCUAUUAUAAGGUCAGCAACAUGGACGGGAGGCUGGCGAACCCGGACCAGUCUCUAACCGAGGAUGUGAUGAUGUUCUCGCAGUCCAUUGCGCAUCUGUACUCGAACCUCACCAAACCCAUCCUGGACGUCAUACUGACUUCAUAUACUUUAAUACAGACUGCGAGAUCUCGGGGUGCGAACGCAACCGGACCCACUCUCUUAGCGGGGCUAGUGGUGUUCGCCACGGCGAAGGUUCUGCGCGCGUGCUCGCCGAGGUUCGGUAAGCUGGUGGCGGAGGAGGCGCACAGGAAGGGCUACUUGCGCUAUGUGCACUCCAGAAUCAUAGCCAAUGCAGAGGAGAUCGCCUUCUAUAGGGGACAUACGGUGGAGAUGAGGCAGCUGCAGAAGUGUUAUAGCACCCUGGCGAAGCAGAUGAACCUCAUUCUAUCAAAGCGUCUGUGGUACAUCAUGAUUGAACAGUUCCUCAUGAAGUACGUCUGGAGUGCAAGUGGUCUGGUUAUGGUGGCAGUGCCCAUCAUCACUGCCACUGGCUUUGCUGACAACGAGCUGGCUGAUGGUCAGACGCAAGUGUUGGUGAGUGAAAGAACAGAGGCUUUCACAACAGCUCGCAAUCUCCUGGCCUCAGGGGCGGAUGCCAUUGAAAGGAUCAUGUCUUCUUAUAAAGAGGUCACCGAGUUGGCUGGCUACACGGCACGUGUGCACAACAUGUUCUUAGUAUUUGAUGAAGUCCAAAGGGGAAUAUACAAACGUUCAUCUGCCAUCUUGACUGCAGAGGAGAUGAUAAGCGGGGAUGAUAACCGACCUGAGAUGCAUAUCGAUGGGCCUCUGGAAAUCAAAGGCAAAGUGAUUGAUGUGGAUAAAGGUAUAGUCUGUGAAAAUGUGCCUAUAAUCACUCCUAAUGGAGAUGUGGUUGUAUCCUCCUUGAAUUUCAAGGUAGAAGAAGGGAUGCAUUUGCUGAUCACAGGGCCAAAUGGAUGCGGGAAAAGUUCUCUGUUCCGGAUCCUCAGUGGCCUCUGGCCUGUGUACGGCGGGCUUCUAUACAAACCCUCGCCUGAGCACAUGUUUUACAUCCCACAGAGACCGUACAUGUCCAUCGGAACGUUACGGGACCAGGUCAUCUACCCCGACUCUCUGGACGACUUGCAUGACAAGGGUUACAGAGACAAGGACCUGGAAGUUAUUCUGGACAUUGUCAAUCUAAACCACAUAGUUACCCGAGAAGGAGGCUGGGAUGCUGAGCUGGACUGGAAAGAUGUUCUUUCUGGAGGCGAAAAACAGCGUAUGGGCAUGGCACGAAUGUUUUACCACAAGCCUAAGUAUGCUCUUCUGGAUGAGUGCACCAGUGCUGUCAGUAUUGAUGUAGAGGGUAAAAUAUUUCAGGCUGCAAAGGAUGCUGGUAUCUCCUUACUGUCCAUCACCCAUAGACCUUCUCUAUGGAAAUACCACACACACCUGCUGCAGUUUGACGGGGAGGGCGGCUGGCGGUUCGAGCAGCUGGAUACAGCCACGCGGCUCUCACUGACGGAGGAAAAACAACGCUUGGAGUCUCAGCUCGCAGGCAUCCCUAAGAUGCAGCUCAGACUGAAUGAGCUGUGUAAGAUCUUGGGUGAAGAUUCAGUUCUAAAGACGGUGGAGAACAAGGAUGAGGACUGAAAGAAACCCUGGAGAUGCUUGAUGUUCAGGAAAACUCAUGUUUUGGUACUUUUAAUAUUUUAGUAAUGAUUUUAACCUUUGAUGUGUAUACACGACAAUUCGAUACUGAAAUUUAAGUUUUAAUAGGAAUCGUAGAAACAGGUUCCCUUUUGUUUUAUUUAAUUUAGUUUCGUUUUAUUUCACUUUUUACUUUGCUUUUUUUGUUGUUUUGACCUAAUUAUGUUAUAAAUUUUUAGUUUUUUUUCUGUUGAGUUUUUUUUUUUUUUUUUUUUGCUUUUUGUUUAUGUUGUGGUUUUGUUUUGUUUGUAAUGUUAUUUUUCUUUUCUUUUUUUGAUUAUAUGUUUUCAGCACUUUAUUGAACCAAUUCCCCCAAGAAUUUAGCUGUAUAAAUUACUUUGACAAACAGUAAGUCUUGAUGGAUGUAUUUUCCUUUCAUGGAUUAACUCUUUCAGCUAAAUAUUGUUUAGAUAGUGUUAUUCAAAUGAUGUAUUCCUUUUUCUUUGUUGAUAUUUUAACCUAAAUAACUUCCCUCCAUAUCCAAAAUCCAAAAUGUUUUAUCCUGUGGUAACAACAAUAGUGAUUUUUUUUUUUUACCAUUUUGUAAAGGAAAAUCAUGUAGGUCAUUUACAAAACAAGCUUUUGCACAAUCAACCUUUGAAGAACACAGAGAAAAGAAAAUGAGAUGAGACUGUCUAUAGGUCAUUGUGUGAGUCAGCUGGAGAGCUCUGGGUUUAAGACAGCAGGUUUCUGGUUUUCUGAACAAAAACAAUAUUCUGGAUACACACAGUGAGGGCACAGGACUCUGCAGGUGGUUCUGUUGUGUCCACACUGAGCUUACAGACAGACAAUGUUAUUCUGGGUCACCGGACUAAGAGAGAAUCAUGUUCGUCAUCAUGUUUUAGAUUUGUUUCUCAGUUCUACUGUUUCAUGUCAAGUCAUAUUAUUAGGUUGUUUCAAAAUGUAUUGCACAUUAUGUCUUUUCAUUCAGACUGAUAUACUGUGAAGUUUGUCUAACAGCUGUGAAGUGUUUAUCUUUAAUACAACAUUUUUUUUUUGUUUUACUUUUUUUUUCAUUCAAACACUGACUUGUAUUUGCUUUUAUUAUUGUUUUGUUUGAAACCCUACUUGGUUGGAAAAUUUCACUAAAUUUCACAUCUAUGCUGGACUCAUAACUAUCAUUACGUUUUGCACUUCUAGGGUGUGCUUAUAUGGGUUACAGAUAUUAGUCAAAGUUUUAAUCUACAUCCCCAAAAUGUAAAUAUAUUUUAUUUGAUUUUUAACAUUGUAUGUGAAUGAGUAUUGACUUUGUCAAGUAUGUCAACAAUCUUUACAUCAAGCUGUAAUCAGCCUGUAAAUAAAAUACAACCAAACAUAUAGAAAGA